Molecule: messenger RNA, 989 nt
Organism: Aethina tumida (small hive beetle)
Lineage: Eukaryota; Metazoa; Arthropoda; Insecta; Coleoptera; Nitidulidae
Gene: Karl
Product: apolipoprotein D
Exons: 3
Coding region: 165-827 (220 amino acids)
Molecular function (GO): violaxanthin de-epoxidase activity
Source: RefSeq, a predicted model, not a curated record
AUAUUUACAACAUUGCCAAAUAAUAUACCAUCAUAAUGUAUAAAUAAUGUACAGUAAUUAUUUAUCUUUGCUAGUCAAAUGAUAAGAACUCCCACUUUGAGUUACUAUUUCCGACUACAUGUUUUAAACAAGAACACUGAUUUUGUUUAUUAAUUUAAUUUACCAUGCGGGUUAUUCUUUUUGUGAUUGUUUCUGCAGUUUUUUGUGGAUGUGUUGCAAGGAAGAGACCAGAGGACAAAACAAAAUGCCCAAAAGUCAAAUCGAUAAGGAAUUUCGAUUUAGAAAAGAUGUUAGGAGACUGGUAUGUCAUCGAAUAUUAUGCGAGUUCGGAAGAAGCAUUAUCUUAUAGAUGUAUGAGAGCAGAUUUCACAAUGUCAUCUCCACAAGAUGUCACCAUGAAUUUUACAUAUAGUUUUACCGAUGAUCCAAUUAAUGAACAACUUAUAGGAAAUAUCACAUGGAUAAUUCCUGAACCUGGUCAACCAGCUCACUGGACUCAUUCAGAAGACACUUAUGAAGGAGUUUACAACACUUAUGUUCUCGAUUCAGAUUAUACAUCGUGGGCUCUUCUUCUGCAUUGUGCAGAAAAAUCUAAAGUUCCGAGAUACCUUUCUAGUUUUAUAAUGAGUAGAGAACCAGAACUGGGUCGGAACGUUAUCUCCUAUUUGAGGGACAAAUUGCCGAGAUAUGAUAUAGAUCUCUCCUAUAUGUUUCAAAUGAAUCAAAACGAUUGCAGUACUGCAGAUGAAGAGUUGCCACCUGCAAUUUUACUAAAUAGGUUAUCUCCAUCUUUGAGGCGACACCCAAUGAAACAUCAUCAUGGAUAGGUCUCUAAAAUUCUUUAAUUUGAGUAACAACCUUUUAUGGUUUUAUCUAUUAAAUAUACCUAUUAUUUUUACGUAUGUAUAUUUAAUCCUUAUAUUUUUGAAGUUAUUUAUUUUAUAUAUUAGUACAAUUUUUAUAAAUAUAAAUAUAGACUUUUUAAAAUA